Prorocentrum cordatum is the source of this 735-nucleotide messenger RNA. The record is from the annotation of a GenBank genome assembly. Lineage: Eukaryota; Dinophyceae; Prorocentrales; Prorocentraceae.
AUGGUGUCUCUGCUGCGCCUGGCCCUCGCGGCGGUGCUGGCCACGGCCGUGCAGGAGAGCCGCGCGGCUCGCCCGCGCCGCCGAGGCCAGCCAGGCCAACCCGGUUCGCAAAGUGGUCUCCAUGCUGCAGGCCAUGCAGAAGAAGGUCACGGAGGAGGGCGAGCGGGAGAAGGAGCUGUAUCCGACGAAGCACUGAGGUGCUACUGUAAGACGUCCGGCGGGGAGCUCACGGGUGCCAUCAGCGCAGCCCAGACCAAGGCGCCGCAGCUGACGUCGGACAUCGAGAGCUCCCAGGAGCAGAAGGCGCAGCUGGAGGAGGCGCUGAAGCAAGCGCAGGUGGACCGCGCGGACGCCAAGGAGGCCGUCGCGGAGGCUACUGCGAUCAGGGAGAAGGAGGCGGCGACCUUUGCGGCAUUCAAGGCCGAGUCCGACGCCAACAUCGAUGCCAUCAACAAGGCGGUGGCCGCCCUCGAGAAGGGCAUGGCUGGCUCCCUGCUGCAGACUGAUCUGGCGCAGCGCUUGAAGAGGCUGGCCACCUCCCGCGCGGACAUGCUCGAGGACGACAGGCAGGCGAUCCUCGCGUUCCUCUCCGGAGGCCAGUCCGGCGAGUACGCGCCCCAGAGCGGGCAGAUUACCGGCAUCCUCAAGCAGCUCUCGGAGGACAUGUCCAAGUCCUUGGCCGACGCGACCGAAACAGAGGAGAAGGCCAUCGCGACCUUCGAGGAGAGCUCGUGA